Vespa velutina is the source of this 939-nucleotide messenger RNA. RefSeq lists its product as uncharacterized. Gene Ontology annotation, molecular function: N-acetyltransferase activity. The record is from RefSeq and is a predicted model, not a curated record. The transcript has a single exon. Bases 204 to 926 code for a protein of 240 amino acids. NCBI's taxonomy places the organism in Eukaryota, Metazoa, Arthropoda, Insecta, Hymenoptera, Vespidae.
UGUAGCUCUGUUAGAACGUAUAUAUAACUUUGCUAGAAAGUUAUUCGUAAACAAGGUGGUGUUACACGAGGAACGUUUUCACUUUUGUCGUGUGAAACAAAACACAACAUACAUUCAUACAUACUAUGUACACAUACAUACAUACAUACAUACAUACAUAAUAUAUAAAUACAAACGUGCGCGCGCAUAUAUAAAAUAUAAUAAUGGAAAAAAUUUAUAAAACAUCGGCCUUAGGUUAUUACAUUAAAUUAGCAAGAAAGAAUCAGGCAAAUGAUAUUGUGCGUUUCUUAAAGGAAAAUUUUAACAACGAAGAAACGAUAUUCAAGAGUCUUAUUAAUUCCGGAAGAGUGAUAAACGAAGAAGAAGCUAAAUUAAUAACCGAAGAUCAAGAAAAUUUUCAAAAAGCAAUAUUCGAAAGUUCUCCCUGUUUGUUGGCCUACAACGAAAAGACGAAGAUGAUCGUUGGAAUUAAUUUAAUGAUAUUGAGUAAAAAUUCACGUUUUAAUAAUUCUAAUAAUACCGGUACCAAUGCAAUUUUUCACGAUAAUAUACCAAAAUCAAAAUUAAUCAAGGAUUAUUAUUAUUAUAUGUCUACUAUAACCGACAAGAUUGAUCUUUACGAUAGAUUUCCAAAUGCCAAAGAAGCAUUAGAAUUUUACGCUGUCGCCGUUGACAAGGAUCAUCGUAAAAUAGGCUUGUCCUUAGAUUUAACGAUAGCAGGAUUAUCGUUAGCAAAAACCUAUUCCAACGUUGGAUUUAUAUUUGGUCUUUAUACAUCGACGUAUUCGAAAAGAAGUGCCGAGAAAAUAGGUAUGAAGAGUUUAGCAGAUGUCAAUUUGCUAACCUAUGUGAACGAAAAGGGUGAGCCAAUAUUUCAAGACACUCCACCCCAUAAUAUUGUAUCCCUUAUGGUAUUAGAAUUAUAAACAUUAUGAUAUA